This is a messenger RNA of Entamoeba nuttalli P19, 393 nucleotides long. RefSeq lists its product as hypothetical. The record is from RefSeq and is a predicted model, not a curated record. The transcript has a single exon. Lineage: Eukaryota; Evosea; Mastigamoebida; Endamoebidae. Bases 1 to 393 code for a protein of 130 amino acids.
AUGUCAUUUUUAUCAAAGAAACGAUGGCAUGUAGGUAAUUAUAAAAACAGAUUAAAAGUUGAAUUAGCAGAAUUAGAAGCUAAAGAGAAAGAAGAAAAUGAAAAAAAUCGUUUAAAAGAAAUAAACGAACAAAAAGAAAUUUUAGAGUCAAUAGAAAAAAAAUUAGGGAAAGAGAAAGCAAUUGAAGUAGCAAGACAAAUCCAAACUUCAUUUGUUUAUGAACCACCUCCUGGAUAUUCAGUUUUUAUGGAACAAAAAACAGAGCAAAAAGAAAAAAAAAGAGAAGAAGAAAAACCAAAAAAAAAUAAUAGUUUUAAGGAUUUUAAGAAAAAAUUAAAAGAAGAUCCAAUAAAAAAGUGUGGAGAGAAAGAUAUUGAACAAUUACUAAUGUGA